Molecule: messenger RNA, 1940 nt
Organism: Puccinia graminis f. sp. tritici CRL 75-36-700-3
Lineage: Eukaryota; Fungi; Basidiomycota; Pucciniomycetes; Pucciniales; Pucciniaceae
Exons: 4
Coding region: 135-1472 (445 amino acids)
Source: RefSeq, a predicted model, not a curated record
CCUGCCAACCUCUUCUUCUUCUUCCUCUUGACCAUCCACUUCCAUCUCCCAUCUCCCAUCUUCUUGACUUCCCUCCCAGCACAAUACAACUAACCAACCAACGACCACAAAAAGAAACCUACAAAGAAAACACCAUGUCUCAACCAUCCGUCCAUGAGUCCAGCCACACCAACCUGCAAUCGAAAACACCAGCCAACUAUCACACCAGAACUAACAAGAAACUUAACACUCAAAAGCCGAGGACAGUCGGGCCUAAGCCGAAACACUUCGAGAUCUACAUCGACCCACACUCCACCAAUCCCGAGGCAGAUUCCGCAUCCACCAGGCUAUUCAAGCCCAUUGCGACCCCCGCCAAUCCGAACAAGACGACAGGCAAGAAUCUCGGGCUCACCUCGACGCGCAAGAAGCUGGGAAACAAGCCGCUAGAGGACAAGACGAACACGGUCCGAAAGCCGAAGACGCACCAGGACCGAGGCCUGACGGGUGAUGGGUUUCUGAAAGAGAGCGCAUCCGACGAGCAUUCGUCGCCCAGUCUCAAGAACAAGAACAAGCCCGUCGGUCAGACGACGACCGCGGACAGCGUCAAGGCCCCCGAGGUCGUCAGCCCGUCUAACGCCAGAUUGCGCCUGCUCUACUAUCGCACUCCUACCACCGCUAAACGCGCCCCUCGGCCCCCACAACCCCUCUUCGGAUCCGACCAGGACGAUCUCGAUGACUUUGACACCGACAAUCUUCCUCCUUCUCCCCUCAAAUCCGCUUCCGCUGCCGACACUUUCACACAUAAUCUCUUCCAGAAUCUCGUCCCUGAUGUCGAGUAUGGACCUCCUUCUGCUAUCAUCGAAUCAGUCGAAUUUCCAAGCGAAACCGACGCGGUCGACUUUCGCGGAUUCAUGGAGACACUUCAAGACCCGAAGCACCACCUGAUAACGUCAUUGUCAUCAACAACAACAACCAAAACGACGAUGACAGAGACGGGAGAAGAAGUGGAAGAGCAGAUCCGCCGGGUGGUCGAAGAAGAUGGCCACAAGGGCCACUGGCAGCGAGAGCCCGUGUCUGAGAUGACGUCCUACGAGGGUGUCCGGAUCUUGGACGACUUACAUCUGCCUGCUCCGGCGAGCCGAUCGGUCCGACCGACGACGCGGCAGACGCGGCCGCCCAGCUCGACGCGCCCGGCACUGGCCCCGCCUUCGAGGUCGACCGAGCCCGCUUCCCGUCCGACGGUCUCCGCAAACCCAGCCCUCCGGACGCGCUCCAAACUGGCCCAAAAUCCCGCCCCGAAUCCUGCGUCUUUGGCCCCCUCCUCUCAGAAGAAAUCGGCCACAAACCAGCCCCGCAUGGUCGCUCGUUUCCAUACCCUUGUCGACACCCUAGUCUCCCAGGAACAGGACCGAAUCCUCCUUGAUCUGCUCAGUCUUGAUGAGCAUCUUCUUGAUUGGGAGCACGGUUUGGACUCCUUUCUUCUCGACGUUUGAGGCCCCUUCUCGUUCUCUUGUUGUUGGCUUUCUGUCGUUCCGUUCUUUCUUCGGUUGCUCUUUCUUUGUCUUCCCUUUCUUGGCCGGAUUCUUCUUCGAGUCACUUCCUCCUUAAUAUCUUCCCUGCCCCCCUCUCACUUCACUGCCCGUUCCCCGUUUUUUUGUGUUGUCUCUCUAUCUCUCUCUUUCUUGGGUCCGCUUUCUUUUCCUUAACAAUUCCGCCCUCUCCCCACUCCUCCCUGUUUCGACCAUAUCAACUACCCCACAACAGCCGUCCUCUCCCCCCUUUCUUUUUUUUGGACAAGAUGUACACACAAAUGAAAAAAAAAAAAAAAUGGAGACCAAAAAAAAAAAGCUUGUUGUUGCCGGGUUAUUCUUUCCUUUACAUGUCGAUGUAGUUUUGUAGAUAGAUACUUAAGAGUAUGUGUGUGUAUAGUAAUUGAUAAUAAUAAUAAUAAUAAUACUCCU